Molecule: messenger RNA, 381 nt
Organism: Pseudogymnoascus destructans
Lineage: Eukaryota; Fungi; Ascomycota; Leotiomycetes; Thelebolales; Thelebolaceae
Exons: 2
Coding region: 1-381 (126 amino acids)
Source: RefSeq, a predicted model, not a curated record
AUGGAUUUACCGUUAACACACAAGUUCCAAGGGCUCAUAGUCUUCAUCCACGGCACACCCUGGUCCUCGGUCGUUUUUAAGCCCAUCGUUGAAGCACUUCUAGCAAAAGGCUUCUAUGAGAUUCUCGUCUACGACCUCCCCGGCUACGGACAAUCCCAAUCCUACACCCCCUCCGCCGCCGCACCACCCACCUCCAAAGCCUCCUUCCCCGGCGACACAUCCGUGAAAUUCCAAGCCACAGCCCUCGCAGACCUACUCAAAGGCCUACACCUAGAUGGCAAAGGCCGCAACCCCGCACCCGCCACAGUGAUCGCGCACGAUAUAGCCGGCACGAUCGCCCUGCGCAUCUCCUGCACGAUUGCAACUUCGCCUCCUUGCUAA